Messenger RNA from Leptidea sinapis, 5537 nucleotides. It is a transcript of the gene Ac13E, whose product is annotated as adenylate cyclase type 9. Lineage: Eukaryota; Metazoa; Arthropoda; Insecta; Lepidoptera; Pieridae. The coding region runs from base 321 to 4643 and encodes 1440 amino acids. The transcript is spliced from 8 exons. The record is from RefSeq and is a predicted model, not a curated record. Gene Ontology annotation, biological process: intracellular signal transduction; cyclic nucleotide biosynthetic process; adenylate cyclase-activating G protein-coupled receptor signaling pathway. Gene Ontology annotation, molecular function: adenylate cyclase activity.
GAUUACUUGAUCGCUAACUUGGUAGUUAGUCUGACAAAUCUGAUUUUUUAUGUUUUUAUUUCUGACUGAGUGCACACUGCAUAGUGACUUUUUAAAUUUAUACAGUUUUUAAAAGGAUGGAACUGUAGUUGAAGUUUUUCAUUGAUAAAAAUAUUAACUUUGUGUCCAAAAUAUGUUUGGAAAGUCUGCUUAAAUUCUGAGUUUGUUUGUUUUAUUGAAUUGCCUACUUUUUAACCUUGGUUCUAUAAUGAAUUAAAAAACAUUAAUUGAAGAUGUGGUCCUAAAAUGGCUUUUGAAUUGAAUUAUGUGAAGAUAAAACCAUGAGUGCUCACAGUGGCUGUAUUAGUUGUAAUGAGAACUCUGAACAUUUUGAUAAUAAACAUGAAGGAGAAGUUUCUGAUGGUGAAGAUGCCCAGAUUCGUUUGGCACCACAUGUACAGGCAUAUCUCGCACACAACAACUCGACAACAAAUUGUUGCGGAUUUGCAAUACCUAUUGCUUUUGAAAGGGCAGCACCCGGAACAUGGUGGAAUCCUAGAUUUGAUUCCAAAAUAUUAGAAGGACAGUAUAGAAGCAGCUCUUUUAGGCAGAUAAGAUUAAGAUUUAGAUUUGCACUUUUAUACAUUUUGAUAUUUUCUAUAUCAUGGUUUAUCUACUUUGUGGUUCUCGGCUUGACUGGUGUUACUGUGAAAUGGCCAUUUUUGUGUUCUAUAUUUGCUGGAGUUCUACUUAUUACCUGCAUCAUGCUGUUUAUCACAUUUACACAGAUUUAUAGAAUAUACACAUUCCGAUUAUCCUUGGUUAUGGCCCUUGCUCUGUGCACUCUCAGCCUCUCACUGGUAACCCUGACCACACAGUUAAACAAGAAUUUAUCGCAGGUUGCCGACAUAAGCCAAUCGGGGCACUUCACCAUGUGCAUUGAAAUCCUUUUAAUUAUAUACACAUUGACACCUCUGCCAUUAUUUGCUUGUGUUAUCAUUGGACUCCUGUACUCAGUUGCUUUUGAAACUCUUAAUAUAUUUCUACAUUUAUAUGAACAAGAAUGGCAAUACCCUGGGAUGAUGGUGAGGAUAUUAGUACAAUUAUGUGUGCAUAUAAUUGGUAUACAUAUAUAUCUGAUGACAUUUGUAAGAAUGCGAGGUACAUUUAUGAAAGUAGGUCAAAGUCUACUUGUGAGAAGACAGUUAGAAAUGGAAAAGCAACUAAAAGAAAAGAUGAUACAUUCUGUUAUGCCACCAAAGCUUGCCAGCUCAUUGAUGGAGGAACAAAUCUUGGAACCAGAUACCAUAUUGAAAAGCCAUGAUCGUCUCACCGAGAGGACAUCGAACCCAGGAGCUUCAGAUAUAAAGUCAUUAUUCAGGCCCUUCAAUAUGAAUUCAAUGGAUAAUGUGAGCAUCCUGUUUGCCGAUAUAGUUGGUUUUACAAAAAUGUCCAGUAACAAAGGUGCAGACGAAUUAGUGAAUAUAUUAAAUGAUCUAUUUGAGAAGUUUGACGAGUUGUGCUUGAUUCAUGGAUGUGAGAAGAUAUCAACUUUAGGCGACUGCUAUUACUGUGUCUCAGGCUGCCCUGAACCUAGACCUGAUCAUGCGACUUGCUGCGUCGAAAUGGGUCUAGGAAUGAUUGAAGCUAUCCAAGAAUUCGACCAAGAACGAGACGAGGGUGUAAAUAUGAGAGUAGGGGUUCACACAGGGACAGUUCUCUGCGGGAUAGUCGGUACGAAAAGGUUCAAAUUCGAUGUGUGGAGUAAUGACGUGACAUUGGCAAAUAAAAUGGAGUCGACAGGAAAACCGGGCCGCGUGCACAUAUCAGAAGAGACUAGCAGAUUCCUUGGUGGUUCCUAUGUGUUGGAAGAAGGAGAAGAAGUGUUUGGUCAUAAGACGUACUUCAUCGAAGGUCGUCAGCUGAGCUCCCCCUAUGACCACGACAACUGUCUGACGCCCAGCAACCCGGUCAACUUGCGUCUGAUCAUAUCCCCUGCAGCUUCUCCCCAGUCUGCCCUCUCCUUCAGCCAUUCACCGCUACCCCUGUCCGCUAAAACGAGCGACGCAUCCAGCGAUGACAAGACGUAUGCUGAAGUUAAAAAGAUGAAUAACUUUCUAUCGCCGAGUCCAUUCCAUUUUCGUAACAAAGCUAGUUCGCUGCCUAGUAUUUUGGACUCUGACACGGAGCUAGAUGAUAAAAGAGACAAAGGUCUGAACGGUACUGACAAUUCGUCGAAAAGUCCAACAUCUGUGGGAAGUUACGGAAAAUACGCAAAAAUAAGAAACUGGAAGGUGCCCAAGUUCCUCAGGAAACACUCCGAUACUCCGCUGCAUGAGAUGAAAAAACGUAACUACAGUGACAAGACCAUUCAUUUUGUGGAAAGGAAUGAAGCUCCACUCACUUACCACACAAAUAAUGGUUAUCAUCAAGUGCCUAUCGUUAUUGAGUCUCAUGAGACCAAGAGUAGACCAUUGCAGAGUAGUAGUAAACUCAACAUCCCCCAGCACCCUGAUGCAGCAUCGUUUGAAAGGGAGAUAAUCGAUAUACGUUCGUACUUAAGUCAGUCUAGAAGUAAUAUGUCGCCUUUCGCUAGAAGUAGCAGCUAUAGAUCCCAGUAUGGUAGACCAAACGUAGAGAUACCAGUGUGUCGAGCACGAAGUUCAACCUUAGCAACUCAGGGUGAACUAAUACGUCCCAAAGACCGCAAGAUGAACCUACCUGUACCAGUAAACCACCCGAUAAGACCUUCCGAUGACAUCGUCAGCCUGUGCCCAUCUGUCAAUAGCCGAAAAGACUCCGGUAUUAGAAGCACCAGUCGAAGAUCAAGCAUACAGCACCAGAUUUUCGCGCUUAAUCACGCAACGCUGGCAACGUCCCAAGUCGAUAUAAUGCAACAUCGCGUUUCCGGUUAUUACACAUCAAGCCAAUCCUCGCUCAAUGACGUGCCGACUCGGACCAAACUUCCGGCUCCGUUGAAUGACGAACAAGUGCAGUCACUGCAGAAACUCAGGAAACAAUCUGAUCUUCAGUUGAUACGAUGCGUUCAAGAUAACGCGAGGUCGGGCAUCAAUUACUUCGUCCAACCACCGCUCAAUAGAUUGACGUUGUUCUUCAAAACCCCUGCCAUGGAAAAACAUUAUAGAGAUGAAGCUCACAGGAGCGAUGACUGCGAAGAUUUCCCGCCAACAUUAACUACGUCAAGAUUUAAUACCGCGCUAGAUAUUCUAGUAUCGCUUAUUAUUUUCUUGAUUGUUGCCGCUUCGAUUUUGCUCGUUUACAAGGAGUGGAAGUAUUCCUUUAGUUGGUUUCUGUUCUUUGUUGUUAUUGAGAUAAUAGCUAUGUCGCUGUGUAUGUACAGGCACUAUUUGAAAUGGAAGUCGAAAUCGGAGCCGCUCGGUGUAACCGAUACGAUGAGGAAGUCGGAUAAAGUAUUUCGAAAACUUUCGAAUUGGAUUCCGUGGCAUCUCUCCGGAAGUUUGUUAAUAAGUUUGCCGAUUUUGGCGGUACUUGUGAAUUUUUCUUGCCAACACACCACGCUUAGUAUUUUAGAGGGGAAACAGUCGUUUUACGUGUACCUGUUGAAUGUAAGCAUAGUGCAUUUUUGUAAUUUUACACAGAUGAACUGGCUGGUUAAGAAUACACUUGUGAUAUUUUACGCGGGUUUGUUUCUUGUCUUCGCUCUGUUAGGUUGCCGCGAAGCCAAUACACAAUUUUUAAAUUCAGAUGUCAGUUUGAUGCCAAAUCUAGACGUAUUUGCUCAAAAUAGUUCAUCGCUUAACAUGACCACUAUAUUUGAUGAUAUUCUCAGCACAAAUAGUACCCGUUUGCACAGUAUGCUGCAAGAUACGCAUCUGAAAGAGCUUUAUUUGGACGUCGCUUUGUUGCUGAUUUUAGUUUGGUUCCUGAAUCGAGAAUUUGAAAUCAGCUACCGUCUCAGCUUUUACAGCAACAUAGUCGCGAAUCGGGAUAAGCAGAAAGUACAGAAUAUGAGAAACCAGGCUGAUUGGCUUCUUCAUAACAUAAUACCACGCCACGUGGCAGAUCAAUUAAAAAACACUGCGAAAUAUUCGGAAAACCAUAAGGACGUAGGGAUCAUUUUCGCGAGCAUAGUUAACUUCAAUGAAAUGUAUGACGAGUCGUAUUUGAAGGGCAAAGAAUACCUUCGUGUACUGAAUGAGCUCAUUGCGGACUUUGACGAAUUGUUGGAGAGGCCCCAGUUCCAGCACGUGGAAAAGAUUAAAACUAUUGGCAGCACGUUUAUGGCAGCUAGCGGGCUUAACCCUAAUCUGAGGAGAACAUCACAUGAACCGCACGAGCAUCUCUAUCAGUUGAUGGACUUUGCUCUAGAAAUGCAGAAGGUCGUUGAUAAUUUCAACCAAGACCUGCUCGAAUUCGAUUUCAUUCUGCGGAUUGGUUAUAAUUUCGGUGAUGUCACUGCGGGUGUUAUUGGCACGACGAAAUUGUAUUAUGACAUUUGGGGUGACGCGGUGAAUAUCGCUUCUCGAAUGGAUUCCACUGGUGUCCCAAAGCGCAUUCAAGUCGGGGACGCUUGUAUCAAUAUUCUUUCAUCUAGGUAUGAUUUCGAACCGCGCGGAAGCGUCUACGUAAAAGGUAAAGACAAUAUGCACGUCUAUCUAGUGAUAGGUAAAAGGGAUACUUAGAUAAGGCUGUUUAUAACAAAAAUGUAGAAUCUGUGAUUUAAUUAUUUAUUUAUACUUAUUGUAAGAAUAAAUGGUAUUUUAAAUGGAAUGUAUCGCUUAACUUAUUAUAUAAAUAUUAUUGCGCGGCUCGGGUGGUGCGAUUUACGGCCGUUUUCAAUAACCUAUCUAUCCUUAGUUUAACUUACGGAUACAUUACUGUCACCGUUUAAUGACAAGAUCUUAUCUAUCCAUAGUUAUGUCCAAUAUGGUAAUAGUCCAAUGCUUUGCAUCUGUCAAUAGGUUAUCGAAAUGUAAGUAAGCGUAAAAGGAUAGAUUUGUAUACCUCUAGUAAGUUAAACUAUGGAUAUAUAGGUUAUUGAAAACGGCCGUUAAUUAAGGAGUUGACUGUAGUAAAGAUUAAUAUUUAUUUAACACAAGACCCGUGAUAAUUACGUACAUUGGAAAUCAAUUGGAAUGUAUGUUACUCAUAAUUUAUAUUGUGUUGUGUAUGUGUAACCAGUGUUCUAGUCGGUUAAAUUAUAAUUAGAACAAUAAUCGCCAGAUUUGUAUGUGUUAGUAAAUAAUAUUUAUACAAAAUAUAACUGAAAAAUUGAUAUUGUGUUUUUAAAAGUGUUAUUUCUGAGUACUUAACUACAGAUUUUUAAGUUUAUUAACAAUUUAUAUUAUAGAUAAUGUAAUGGUCGACUCUUUCCCUUAUGUCAAGAUCUAUAUAAGUCUGUAAUAAUUAAUCUCCUCUUUUAAGCAAUUGACUUUUUCGUGAUACCCCUAAUUCCGGACUCCCAUCAAACCUUCACCCAAUGAAUGUAUAAAAAUAUUCAUAUAGAAUUCCUGCGUUUGUGUAUUUUUCACGGCAGAUGCAAAAAAGUUCUUUGUUAAACUAUUUUAAACAAAUUC